Dimorphilus gyrociliatus is the source of this 3951-nucleotide messenger RNA. The record is from the annotation of a GenBank genome assembly. Lineage: Eukaryota; Metazoa; Annelida; Polychaeta; Dinophilidae.
UUAUCAUUAUGGGAAAUAGUGUAAUAGGGGGCGCAACAGUAAAAGAAAAAGAGAAGAUCGUUUAGUGUGCGAUUUCACAUCAAUUUUUGAUCAUUUAAAGGCUAAUUAGCAGACACUCAAACAUAUUUUAGCUGAUAGUUUCAUAAAAAAAUGACAAAUAUAAAGAAAAUUGAUAUAUAAUAGGUAGAUAACUACUUUAUAACCUAGUUUAAGGGUUAGACGGUAGCUUAUUCUUUUUUGUCAACUAUUUUCUUUCUCCCGCUUAGCUAGCGUUUAUUGUACAAAAGUAGGCCUUAUUUAGUUCUUUAUUCAUAAUCUUUUACUGCUAAAGCAAUUACUAUUUAAUAAUGAAUACUAUUUGAUUACCUUUGUUUUAAAGGUGCGAAACCUGCCCUAAUGGAACUUGGCCAAAUUCCGGAAGAAACCAUUGCGAUUCGCUUCAAGUACAGUUUAUGACAUUCUCAAGCCCUUGGGCGAGCAUUCCUGCUGCUUUUGCAUCGCUCGGAAUUGCCGCCACUAUAUUUGUCUUCCUCGUUUUCAUUAAGUUCGAUUCCACACCAAUUAUAAUGGCGUCUGGUAGAGAAUUAUGUUAUGUCCUGCAAUGUGGUUUAAUAAUGUGCUAUCUAAUGACUUUCGUUAUGGUCUGGGAGCCUACAGUCGUAUCCUGCACUCUACUUCGUAUUGGCCUGGGAUUAUCUUUGUCAGUUUGCUACUCCGCCCUAUUCACAAAGACGAAUAGGAUAUCUAGGAUUUUCAACAGGGGCAUUAAAGCUAUGGUUAAGAGGCCUAGCUAUACAUCACCCAAAUCGCAAUUGGUCAUCUGCUUAUGUCUAAUAUCGGUACAAUUAAUAGGUGCCGUAACGUGGUUGGGUAUGGACUUUCCCGACACUGUAACAGUCUAUCCAGAUAGAAGAAAUGUCGUUCGAAGGUGCAAGAGUACGAACGUGGCAAUAGUUAUGUCACUUUUGUACAAUAUGGUUCUUAUAAUACUGUGUACAGUGUACGCAUUUAAAACUCGAAAGAUUCCCGAGAACUUUAACGAAGCUAAGUAUAUCGCUUUUACAAUGUAUUCCACUUGUAUAGUUUGGUUGGCGUUUGUACCUAUCUACUUUGGAACGAAGAGCGACUUUAAGAUUCAAAUUACGUCGCUUUGUAUGUGCGUUAGCAUAAGUGCAACGGUUGCCCUUUUUUGCCUAUUUCUUCCCAAGGUGUACAUUGUACUCUUCCAACCUCAUAAAAAUGUUCGGCAGGCAACUGCUGCAUCUCAACGUAUGCUCUUCAGACAAUCUUCCAAAAUGGCGGCAGGUGUAAACGGUGGAAUAACAUCACCGAGUACGUUCGUUCAAAAUAAUUCUAGUCAAACAUGUAUGAAUGAAGAGAAAAAAAUUGAGGAAGAUGAUGAAGUGGAGGAAGUAGAGGAGGAGGAGGAGUAUGAGGAUGAAGAUGAGGAGGAGGAGGAGGAAGUGGGGGAAGAGGACGAGGACGAGGUGGACGAAGGGGAAGAGAUUGAGAACGAUGACGACUCAUUUGGUACUGAAAAUUACAAUGAAAAACUUGAAAACAAUAGAAAAAUGCUUGACAGGGUAAAGGGAUUAGAAGAAAAGAUAUAUAUAUCUCCUCCCUCCUUAUCUAAUGAAACGAAUGAAUUUUUUACAAAUUUUACAAAAUCUUUUCACGGACCAGAUGAGCGUCUGGUUUAAUAAGUUAAGUUGUAAGAAAAGUCGUUUCCUCCAUUCCCUCCGUCCUCAUUUUUUUCUCUUGCAACAAAUAUCAGAUAUAUUCUUUUAAAAACUCUGUCUUUAUCUCUAUUAUCUAUCUAUUUAUCUUAAUCUUUUACAACUGUCUUAGUCAUCCAUGUAUCUUUUUCUUUCUUUCUUUCUUUCUCUCUCUCUCUCUCUUUCCUUUUCUUUUUUCGAUCUCUUAGAUUUAGGAUUUAACUUUUUUAUCUAGAAUUAAGACUCUUCGUGCAUUAUAUUCUUAUAUCUCUUUAUUCUUAUUAUUCUUAUUCUUAUUAUUAUUAUUUGCUUGUUAUUUAUGUUUCUUAAUUAUUUGUUUACUUUUUCUGUUUUUUAUUUCUUAUUCUUUACAAAAAAAAUAAUUGACUUACGCCAAAUAAAAGAAGUAAGAAGGGGAGACCGAAAAAUAUUUGGUAAUAUUCAAUCAAUCAAUCAAAAACCUCACUCUCUCUCUCUCUCUCUCUCUGUUCAAAAAUGCACAAGAAAAAAGACAACAAGAUUGUUUUCUUUUUUUCUCUCUUCAUUUCUUUUUCAUUUUUAUUUAAAUUUCAUCAAACUAUUUCGCAAUAUUUUUCUUUUUGGCAAUUCCAAUACGUAUAUAUAUAUAUAUAUAUACGCUUGAUUAUAUACGUAUUUAUUGAAUGAAAUUGUUUUGAACUGCUGUUGAAAAACAGUAAAAGAAAAAGAAAAGAAAAAAAAAUUCCCAACAAUAUUUUUUAAUAAAAAAAAAAGAAAUAAAAGAAAUUUUUUUUCGGCUGUCAGAAACACCCAACUCGUUUACAAAAUGUUUAAAUAAAUGAUUAAUACCAUUUUGCAAACUUGUUCGAGGUAUUCUUGCAGUAAUUUCCAACAAUUUUUUUUUCUUAUUUAACAAAGAAACAUUUAAGAAAAAAUGUUUUAAAAGAACAAAAAUUGAGACAAAAAAAGAAAAUUUUUUUUCAAUGUAAUAACUUUUUGUUUUCCUUCAAUGAUUGUAAACAACUUUCACGUUUUUCACUUUCAUUUUUCUCCUUAUUUUUUCUAUUCUUUUCAUAAUAGAGAAUCUUUCUUUCAUUUUUCAUUUUUCUACUCUUUGUUUCUUUUUCUUCUUUUUUCAUUUUUGAUCUGCAAAAAACGAAGCCUGAAUAAUUAAAGUGAAACAUUUCUUCUUUUUUUUUAUUAUUAUGUAUUAAUUGUACAUGCUAUAAUUUAUGCAUUGAUAUGUUUAUAAAUAGCAGGUAGACAGUAUUUUACUGUACAUACAUUUAAUAUUAUUAAAUGUAUGUGUAGCUGUUGCGAUACGCACACCAUUCUGUAUAUAUACCGUGUAUUACACUGUAUAUAUAUAGUUGUUAUCCUUUUCAACUUUUUCUACUUUUUACUAAAUGCUUCUUUUCCUAUUUUAUUAAAAAUAUUCAGCUGGUUUGGCGCUAUUAAUUGCCCAGUCAACAAAUCAAGGUGUUACAAGUGCGGGAGAGACUUCGGCAUCUGAAUCAAAACCUUUGAAAUCAUCUAAAAAAUCGUCGAAUGAAUCUGAACUGGAUCUAACAGAGACGACAAUUUGAAAUUGACAUAUUACAUAAUAAAAUAUUGAAUGUAUAAUCAAGAAAAAAACAAAUAAUAAUAAUGAAAACUUGUAAAACUGUUUAUACCAUUAACUUAUUAAAGGAAAAAACCAACUUUCUAUGCACAAAUUUAAUGUAAUAAGCUUGUUUCUUUUUCUUUUUCUUUCUUUUUUGUUCUGGAGAAGUGCUCAUGCAGAUAAAAUGUAAAUUUUGUAUAUAGCAAACAAAACUAUGUAAUUUAUGCAUUAUAUAAAAAAAAACAAACAAAAUAUUUUACUAUGUGUAUUUUCUCUCUUUCUCUCUCUCUCUCUCUCUCUCUCUCUUUUCACUAAACUACUCAAUCUUUAUUCUCCAUCAAUUUAUCUUAAUUUUUUUCACUUUCUGUCUCUCUUUUUCUGGCUAUCUUUUCCCCCCCUUCGCCCCUUCCCUCUCACGCCUACCUUAAUAUAGAAUAACACAGAAAUGGACGUCUUUACCACUGUCUUUCAAUUUCCUGUUGUAAGAAACAAACGCAUGUAUUUGACGACGAUGACGACACCAUAUACAACUAAUUAUAUAAUGUAUUAUAUUUUGCCAAGAUAAAAUUGAAAUAUAUAGAAGGACAGGUCUCUUUUGAAUUCUAUUAUAUUACAACUAAUUAACAAUAAGACGGAUUGAUAGAUAGAAACGAG